This is a messenger RNA of Periophthalmus magnuspinnatus, 394 nucleotides long. RefSeq names its product LYR motif containing 5a (gene lyrm5a). NCBI's taxonomy places the organism in Eukaryota, Metazoa, Chordata, Actinopteri, Gobiiformes, Gobiidae. Gene Ontology annotation, cellular component: mitochondrion. The record is from RefSeq and is a predicted model, not a curated record. Gene Ontology annotation, biological process: respiratory electron transport chain. The coding region runs from base 100 to 357 and encodes 85 amino acids. The transcript is spliced from 3 exons.
CAACUUAUUUAAAUGCGCCGGAUAACUGAAAAACACAAGACUUUAAUGUUUGCAAUACAUGGUGUGAACUAAUCGACGUCCAAUUCCUCCCCUUAUAAUAUGGCAAAUCCUUUAAGAAGAGAGGUUGUUAGACUGUACAGAAAUCUUCUUUAUCUUGGUCGAGAGUAUCCACAGGGAUCAACUUAUUUUCGAGAGCGACUAAAGGCAUCUUUCAUGAAAAAUAAAGAUGUGACGGACCCAGAGAAAAUCAAGAAACUGGUGGCAAAGGGGGAUUUUGUUAUCAAAGAACUGGAGGCGAUGUAUUACUUGAGGAAGUACAGGACACUGAAGAAAAGAUACUAUGACCCAGAAAAAUAAGAUGAUUUAAAGUCAUCUAGUUGCCAAUACGUUUAGU